Molecule: messenger RNA, 1351 nt
Organism: Tupaia belangeri chinensis (Chinese tree shrew)
Lineage: Eukaryota; Metazoa; Chordata; Mammalia; Scandentia; Tupaiidae
Gene: TP53I13
Product: tumor protein p53 inducible protein 13
Exons: 7
Coding region: 17-1132 (371 amino acids)
Cellular component (GO): cytoplasm
Source: RefSeq, a predicted model, not a curated record
CCCUGGGCGGGCAGGGAUGGCGCCUCCUCCGCCUUCGCCCGAGCUGCUGUUCCUGGCAGCCCUGGCGGGGCUCCUGGGUCCCAGUGAGGUGGUGGCUGGGCCCACGGAGGAGGCGGUAUCUCGUUGUCCCGAAGGCCUGUGGCCUCUCCCCCCACAGGUGUCACCAAGAGUGACCUACACAGGGGUGAGCUCAAGGCAGGCUGAGGAUGUCACCUUCCUCUACCACCCCUGUGCCCAUCCCUGGCUGAAGCUGCAGCUUGCCCUCUUGGCCCAUGUCUGCAUGGCUGAACCCUCACUCAGCCCUGACUCCAACCUCACUCAGGAUCGGCCCCUGGUGUUGACAGCAUGGGGAAUGGCGCUGGAGAUGGCAUGGGUAGAGCCAGCCUGGGUUGCCCACUGGCUGAAGAGACGACGACGGAAGAAGCAGCGGAAGAAAGCCUGGUUGCACACUGAUAGCCUUUCCAGCCCAUUUCCCUUGGUGCCAAGCUCAGGCAGAAGGAGGCUGUGCUGGAGAAGGUGUGUGCAGGCUCUGGCUUUGGCCUUUCCUCUGUGGAGUUGGCGACCCCCUGGUGCAAAGGUGACCUCUAAAUGGUCCAGGAACCCCUCUCCCAGUGGUGCCAAGAGGCGGGGGCUACGGGCUGCCCUUGGUGUCCAACCAGCUCCCUCAGCCCCGAGGUUUCCCACUGCUUCUCCAUGGAGCUUGAAGGCCAGGCAGGGAACCAUGGAUGAGGUGGGCAAUGCCCCAUCUGUGCCCACUGCCCCCCUGCCGUCUGGGGGGCUUGGAGGUAAUGCCAACUCCAAGACAGAGGCUCAGGAGCCCGAUGGGCAAGGUGGCCCAGGAGGCUGUGCCUGUCCGAGUCAGGCUUCUCCGGCCCCUCGGGCCGCAGCGCCUCCACGAGCCGCGCGGGGCCCCACGCCCCGCACGGAGGAGGCUGCCUGGGCGGCCCUGCACCGCAACUUCCGACGUGGGGAGAGCAUCUACUGGGGGCCCACGGCAGAGAGCCAGGACACAGUGGCCGCUGUGCUGAAACGGAGGCUGCUGAUGCCCCCGCGCCGGGUCAAGCGCUCCCGCCGGAGACCCCUCCUCCCACCCACUCCGGACAGUGGCCCCGACGGGGAUAGCUCAGAAUGACCUGCCCCGCCCUGCCCUGGCAGCAGCCAGUUCUGCCUGCCGCCCGGAGGCCGCGACCUCUGCCACGUGGAGCGCGCGCAGCGGCGCCCCCUGGUGGCUAGCGGGGCCGCCCUGCCUAAGCAGCGGGAUGGUUUCCGUAUCAGUCGGGAGCGGAUGGCGAUCGGAGAGGGGCCCCUUUUGCCAAACUCGCUAUAUGCCUGAUUAAAUUAUUUUGGUAGA